Molecule: messenger RNA, 582 nt
Organism: Alternaria atra
Lineage: Eukaryota; Fungi; Ascomycota; Dothideomycetes; Pleosporales; Pleosporaceae
Exons: 2
Coding region: 1-582 (193 amino acids)
Source: RefSeq, a predicted model, not a curated record
AUGUUUUCGCCCUCAAUAUACACCGUCAGCAUAUUCCAGCUUGGACUCACCUCAGCCCUCAGCGCCUACGGCCUCUACCUCUCGUACCAAAACAUAACCCGCCUACAGCAAUACGAAGAGAAGAGCGAAAAGGCGGCAGAAUGGUCGAACACGGCAGCGCAAAGACUGCACAAGACAAGGUCAACGCAGACCAGCGGUACUGUAACACUACUAGUUAGUUUCCUCACAUCCACCGCCCUCCUCAUCGUUCCCAGUCUCGCAACCACAAAGAUACUCAUCGGCGCCGGUGCUGCGAAUGCCGCAGCUACAUACCUCUCCCGUGUACACAUGGCGAAUUUCUGGAACGAGAAGAAUCAAACCAAGAUCCCGUUUGUCGACAAGUUCAACGAAGCGAUACGGGGCAGCGAGCUCGUGGUAUCGCUACUCGGUACAUUGAGUCUGGGCUGGGCAGCAGCAGGAGGAGUGUGGGCGGGUAUGGCGAAUGGCGGAUCGGGCAUACUGGGCUUGGGCGUUUGGGGGCUCGUGGUGGGUGGGAGGGUCAUGUCUAUUGCGCCGCAGAUGGGAUGGACCAGUAGUACAUAA